Messenger RNA from Bufo gargarizans (Asiatic toad), 2328 nucleotides. It is a transcript of the gene TMEM98, whose product is annotated as transmembrane protein 98. Gene Ontology annotation, cellular component: endoplasmic reticulum. The coding region runs from base 136 to 816 and encodes 226 amino acids. Lineage: Eukaryota; Metazoa; Chordata; Amphibia; Anura; Bufonidae. The transcript has 7 exons. The record is from RefSeq and is a predicted model, not a curated record.
CUGCAAUCUGUCAGGCUGGAAUGUUCUUACUCCCAGCGUCUCAGAUAAGAGCAGGAAUGUGGGAAUGGAGGAAACGAAGAACAAAAGAUGACUGAGCUUCAUUUCACAUGACUAGCCUGCUCAAACAGUAUAGAGAUGGAGACUGUUGUAAUUGUAGCUAUUGGUGUCCUGGCUACUAUCUUUCUGGCUUCCUUUGUGGCCUUGGUUGUGGUCUGCAGGCAGCGCUACUGCCGAACGAAAAAUCUUCUCACACACUACAACAACAAGCCAACUGUGGAUUUGAUUGGAGCAAUGGAAACCCAGUCUGAGCCAUCAGACCUGGAACUGGAUGAUGUUGUGAUUACAAACCCACAAAUCGAGGCAAUUUUGGAAGAUGAAGACUGGAUUGAAGAUGCAUCUGGACUUGUGUCUCACUGCAUUUCAAUUCUAAAGAUAUGCCACACACUCACUGAAAAGCUGGUAGCUAUGACUAUGGGGUCAGGUGCUAAAAUGAAAACUCCAUCAAGCUUGAGCGACAUCAUUGUUGUUGCGAAAAGAAUCAGUCCAAGAGUUGAUGAUGUGGUUCGUUCUAUGUAUCCUCCCCUGGACCCAAAACUACUUGAUGCAAGAACCACGGCUCUUCUGUUGUCAGUAAGCCAUCUUGUUUUGGUGACCAAAAAUGCCUGUCACUUGACGGUUGGCAUGGAUUGGAUCGAUCAGUCUCUUUCGGCAGCGGAGGAACAUAUGCAGGUUCUCAGAGAAGCUGCCAUGGCCACCGAAUCGGAAAGAGUGAUCACAGGGGCAGAUAACUUUCUGCAGGAACAGUCUACGAUCUAGCAGCCUGGAUGGUGGAUGGCGGCCAAGCAAACCCCACAGUUGUUUCUCUUCAUUAGUCUUAACUUUUCAGAUUUCUCUUCAUAGACUCUAUGGGACAGUUUAUCAUUAGUGACAACUAAAACAUGUCUUUUUUUCAAAAAUAUACCCAGAAUAGCUCUGGUCUAGAUGAGAAAGUGGAGAUUAAUUUAAACAGGUUAUUCACAUUAUUUAUAACCACAUUUAUAUAUUCUCGAUGCAGGUAGCCAUUAUUACACAGGCACCUGGCCCAGGAUAUAUCAUAAGGGACCAGUCAAUUUACCCAUGGCUUGGAGGGUUGAUACAGCAGAUACUAUCUUUGAACCCCUGUCAUAUAUUACUCACAGGUUCUGCCCAAGAAAACUAGAAAGGGUUAAAAGCAAUUGCCUCAACUUUGCAUAAAAAUUCUGAUCAUACAAAAAAAUAAAAAAUAAGAUCAGCUCACCUCCAUUCAAAAAUGAUGCACCAGCACUGGGCCGGCUCCCUGGGUAUAUAGAGGAAAUGUAGAAAUGGUCAGCACUCUAUAAAAUCCUAAAGUCUUUUUUAAAUGUUACAAACUAAAUAAGACAUAAUAAAAAUUAAAAUCAUCUUUGCUUAUGCAUUUCAAAAUGGUAAAACACUCUUAUGCCUGUUGCACACUACCGUUAUGAGUUCCAGCAGGCUAUUCUGGAAGAGAACAGCCUGCCGGAGCCCUAUUAGACCAGCAUUGCUGGUUGUUACCGCAAUGCUCACUGGCCCCAUUGACUAUAAUGGUACCUGGCAGAGAUCCGGCCACUACCUUGAAAAUAUUCGGCCAGACAAAAAUUGCUGCACUGCCAAAACUCAUAACAACUGUCGGACUGGAGUUCCCUGGGCCCACCAGAAGUAAUUAUUCUUGGGGCCACACCCGUAUAUUAUCAAUAAAGUCUAAUAGGUUGUAAUUCAAAGAAAUAGACUCCAAGUGGGCUUACUUUUAUUGGGCCUUUGGGGCCCACUGUGGUAUCAGAGCCUGGGCCUACCAGAGGAUCCUCUUGUAUUCUGGUGGACCAGUCAGACACUGCUCAUAACUGGAGUGGGAAACAGGCCUUAGUCAUAGCAUAGUAUACAAUAAUGAAAACUGGUUACACAAGCACGACGAAAAACAUAAAAAAGAAAAACCUGGCUUGCAUCAAUUGGAAUAUAUGUAUAAAUGCAUACAAAGAACUGCAUCAAAUGAACAGUAUAUAAUGUGGAAGUACAAAUUGUUUAUAUAUACACACACACACACACACAAGUUUUAAGCUUCUCCCAAACUAACUCGCAAAAGUUAUUACACUCCAAAAUUCUAUUGAGUUGGUCACCUAAGGGCCUGAAUCUCCGAACUGAUUUAACUUACUUCUAUUGACUGUUAGUUAAUACAGGUGAAACUCCAAAAAUGUGAAUAUUGGGCAAAAGUCCAUUUUUUUUUCAGUAAUGCAAAUUAAAAGAAAUUCCAUUAAUGUAACUUAAAAUUAGAAUUUUGUGAAAAGGUUCAAUAUU